This is a messenger RNA of Gastrolobium bilobum, 1516 nucleotides long. Its product is annotated as UPF0613 protein PB24D3.06c. NCBI's taxonomy places the organism in Eukaryota, Viridiplantae, Streptophyta, Magnoliopsida, Fabales, Fabaceae. The transcript is spliced from 9 exons. The record is from RefSeq and is a predicted model, not a curated record. The coding region runs from base 301 to 1344 and encodes 347 amino acids.
UAUUGAGCAUAUUCCGCUAGAUAUGGUUCCACGCGCGGCAGAAUCACGCGGUGAUGACACGCCCACGGAAACGUCAUGAGCCGGUGAAAGUUCUGAUGGCACCCCAUUCAUCGCUAACGCCGAGGCUGCUAAAGCUAAUACGACAGUACGUUACCUAUUCUAAGUGAUAACCGGUAACCGGUAACCUGCUUUCCUGUGUGGCAGGAUAUUCCUUGAAAGGAUACAUUGAUCUUUGCGCCACAUCGUAGCCCUACAUUCUGUGCAGUACUAUCACUAUGGCUAUAAUCUAGACCCGCUGUUAUGGCAAUGAAUCAUUCUCUUGCUUCUUCUUCUUCUUCUUCUUCUCCUUCUUCUCCAACCUUGUCAUCUUCGUCCUCUUCCUGGUUCUCCGGAUUCGUUCGAGGCGGUAGGUCCUCCAGUUUGAAAAUGUCCAGUAACUCCGCCAUCGCCGCCUCCCCUGACAUGACUGGCCCCGUCAUCCGCAAAAAUCAGUUCCGAGGGGUUCUCUUCAAGUACGGUCCCAAUCCUAUUCAGGUUGCAUUCAAGACUGGUGAUUUUAAACGACAAGUCAUUUUUAUUGGUGGAUUAACCGAUGGUUUUCUUGCUACUUCAUACUUGGAACCUCUGGCAAUUGCUUUGGACCGUGAGAAUUGGUCACUAGUUCAAUUUCUCAUGUCAUCUUCUUAUAGUGGAUAUGGCACCUCCAGCUUGCAACAAGAUGCUAAGGAUCUGGAUCAGCUGAUUAAUUAUUUAAUUAACAAAGAAGAUUCUGAAGGUGUGGCAUUACUUGGGCAUAGUACUGGCUGUCAGGAUAUUGUGCAUUACAUGCGCACAAAUUUUGCUUGCUCCCGGGCUGUUCGUGCUGCCAUCUUUCAGGCUCCUGUCAGUGAUAGGGAAUAUCAAGCUACACUCCCUCAGACAGCUUCUAUGAUUGACUUGGCUGCAAAAAUGAUAAGUGAAGGCCGAGGUUCAGAGUUAAUGCCAAGGGAAGCAGAUCCUGCUGCCCCAAUAACUGCCUAUAGGUAUCAUUCCCUGUGCUCAUAUAAUGGCGAUGAUGACUUGUUCAGUUCUGACCUGAGUGAUGAUCAAUUGAGGAUGAGACUUGGGCACAUGUCUAACACGCAUUGCCAGGUUAUAUUUUCUAUGGCAGAUGAAUAUGUGCCAGAUUAUGUUGAUAAGAAAGCACUGGUUGAGCGAUUAUGCAGAGCGAUGGGAGGUGCAGAGAAAGUAGAGAUCGAAUAUGGAAACCACUCCCUCUCUAACAGAGUCGAAGAAGCUGUCCAUGCUAUUAUUGACUUCUUAAAAAGAGAGGGACCCAAGGGCUGGGACGAUCCAUGGAAUUAACGUGGGUGUCUUUGUCAAUUUUGACUACCGUCUUUCGUUGUUAUUGUAGUUUUGGUUCCUUUAAUCUUGUUAAUCUUUCAUUUUUCUCCCAUAUAUCUGUUUUUUUUAUGGGGGGUGGGGGUGUUUAAUCUGUCGGGGUUGUUAUUUGCAGCCUUAUUUUUUGUUAAUAUAA